Molecule: messenger RNA, 735 nt
Organism: Paramecium tetraurelia
Lineage: Eukaryota; Ciliophora; Oligohymenophorea; Peniculida; Parameciidae
Exons: 2
Source: RefSeq, a predicted model, not a curated record
AUGAAAUUUAAUGAACGUUUUUAGUUCUAAUCAAAGUAGGAGGAAAUUAAUUUAGAUAAGGAAGCUUCUGAUAUUGCUCAAAGAAUCAUGGAAAAGGUUCGAUAAAGAUCAAAAGCAAAGUCUGAUCAAAGGGAGUUGGCUUCUUAUUAUUAAAGAGCAAGUGAUUAUAAGUCAGGACAAUUGUUUCAAGACAAUUAAUUGGAAAUUAGAAGACAAUCUGAGAAGGUUACAAAAGGAACAAAUGAAUAAAUGGGAAGGAAACUAGAAAUUUUUGUUCCUGAGUUUAAAAUCAGCAAGGACAACAGGGCCCAAGAGAUGACUCGUUUAGAGAACCAAUUAAGAAUGGAAUACUUAAAAACCCCUAUAAAAAAUCAGCUUCAACCUAAUGGAUAAGGAUUUAAGGAUGCACAUUAAAAGACAGUUAAAUUAAAUAAUUAAGAAACUAUGGGUUUUUAGGAACAGAAGAUUGUGAAGUAGUUCUAAAUAAUUAAUGAUCAAACUAAACCAUCAAAUGGUCAAAUGGACUAACUGAGCAGUAAAAGAUUUUCAUCUCCCAAGCGUAACCACCUUAAACUAGAUAGUAAUUAACAGACUAAAUCUUCCUUGUAUUUGAAAACUACUUAAUUAUAAACACCUGCUUCAGUCUAAAUCUAAUAAUCAGACAUAGUUACCCAAUUAUUAGGGAGCUAAAAGAAGUAAAGCAGAAAUUAUCUUGAAUAAAUCACUAAACGAUGA